This is a messenger RNA of Leguminivora glycinivorella, 801 nucleotides long. Its product is annotated as protein lifeguard 1-like. The coding region runs from base 52 to 489 and encodes 145 amino acids. The record is from RefSeq and is a predicted model, not a curated record. Gene Ontology annotation, cellular component: membrane. NCBI's taxonomy places the organism in Eukaryota, Metazoa, Arthropoda, Insecta, Lepidoptera, Tortricidae. The transcript has 4 exons.
GUCCUACUGGCGUUAUUUCUGGACUUUCGACGAAAGUUGCCAUGGAACUACAUGUUACUUGGCGCUUACACCUUGGCAGAGGGAGUUAUUCUGGGAAUGUUGGCUAGCUCCUACGCACGUAAUGUCGUUCUGAUGGCAGUUGCUAUUACGACAGUCACAAGUCUGGUUAUAACUGUGUUUGCUCUGAACACCAAAUAUGACUUCACCACGUGGGGAGGAUUUUUGAUAUGCUUCUCAACACCCAUCUUAGUUCUUGGUAUCAUCUGUGUCUUCAUUCGCAACAACAUAAUCGACUACGUCUACUCUGCAGUCACAUGCAUCGCUUUCUGCAUGUACUUGGUAUACGACACCCAACUUAUGAUACUAGGCAAACAUAGGUACACUGUAGGUCCUGACGAUUAUGUGUUCGCGACGCUCAACUUGUAUGUGGAUACUAUUAAUACGUUCAUGAUUGUGUUGGAUUUGUUAUUUAAAUCGAAGAAGGAAUGAGACAGAAUCAUUAGAUUAAGCUGUUGUAUAAGUGAGAUAGAUAUAAGAAUUACUGAUGCCUCGAAUACUAGAGCAGAAAUUCUAUGGGUUGCUCAUAGUUAUAUGAGCUGGGAAAUAUAGACAUCGGCAAGGAAUUCAACACCUUGGAAAAGAAAAGAUACAAAUGUACAGACGUUUUGAGAAUAUGUCAUAAAAUAACAGUGUUUGUAUGUCUGACUAACGAAAAUAAAUGAAAAUGAAAAUGAAAUAUUUAUUUUUCAAGUAGGCAUAUUACAAUGCGCAUAUGAACGUCAAAUAAAGCUACGCCGGCUC